AUGCUCCACUCACAACAUCUCCAACCUCUCUUUUGUUUCAAGCUGUCUCGCUUUCAUCUCAUCUCUGAUUCAACCUUCCGCUUCGCUUGUCUCAAACAACUUCGUGAAUUCGUGAUUGCUCACCACUUUCAGAUUCUAUAUUUAACAUUCUCAAGAACGAUAUCAUACUAUGGUGACAGCAAAUGCGAACGUGAAAGGGAUUUGGAACUUUACCUCUCGGAGAAGUUUCGAGGACUCUUCAAAGUCAGAGAUUUAGAGACAAACAUUUUAAUGCUCAGUUUUUAUGUGAUAUCGUUGGUGCAUGUUAUGGAGCAAGUGAAGAUGAAGGCGCAGUUGUUGAAGAUUGAAGUUGAUGAAGGUUGUUGCAGUAAUGAAGCUUUAAGUGAAGGAAAAAGAGCAUUAUCUAGCUUACUGGGUUGUUUCAACAUAUUUCAGAGCAAAGUCGAAAUGCCAAACAAGGCAUUCGUGUUAGCUUUAGAACGAAUUAGUCCAUGGAAAGCAAGGUGUUCGGAUUGGAUUUCUGGACUGGUUUUAAGACAGAUUGCAAUGUUUUGA
This is a messenger RNA of Vicia faba (fava bean), 555 nucleotides long. The record is from the annotation of a GenBank genome assembly. Lineage: Eukaryota; Viridiplantae; Streptophyta; Magnoliopsida; Fabales; Fabaceae.